Meleagris gallopavo (turkey) is the source of this 1003-nucleotide messenger RNA. The record is from RefSeq and is a predicted model, not a curated record. NCBI's taxonomy places the organism in Eukaryota, Metazoa, Chordata, Aves, Galliformes, Phasianidae.
GGCCAGGAAAGCAGGACCACUCUCAGAGACCUCUCAGCUAAUCCCUCCGGCCCGUCCGCCGCUCUACUUUUCCAACUCUCAAUCAUGUCUUUCACAGCUGACCAAAUCAAUGACUUCAAGGAGGCCUUCCUCCUCUUUGACAAGACUGGUGAUGCCAAGAUUACCCUGAGCCAGGUCGGUGACAUCGUUCGGGCACUGGGACAGAACCCCACAAAUGCUGAGAUGAACAAGAUCCUGGGCAACCCCAGCAAAGAGGAGAUGAAUGCCAAGAAAAUUACCUUUGAAGAGUUCCUGCCCAUGCUGCAAGCAGCUGCUAACAACAAGGAUCAGGGUACCUAUGAAGACUUCGUUGAAGGUCUGCGUGUUUUCGACAAGGAAGGCAACGGCACAGUCAUGGGGGCUGAACUCCGCCAUGUACUGGCCACACUGGGUGAGAAGAUGACAGAAGAGGAAGUAGAGGAACUGAUGAAAGGUCAGGAAGACUCCAACGGCUGCAUCAACUACGAGGCAUUUGUAAAGCACAUCAUGUCUGUCUAAGCGGACAUCCCCAGAUAACAAAUGAACAAGCUGAGAAGACCAGAUGGCUCCUGAGAUCUGCCUGAGUGAAAUUCUUGCUCUGGCAAUUAUCAUCAACAUGGAAAUUGCAUAGGACUGGACAAUAUGCCUCCAAACCCUCUACUUUUUUUUUCUUAUUUUUACCAGUGCAUCCAUAGGCGUUGCCUCUGGGUCACUUCCAAAAACUGAACUUUCACCAAGGAGAGUUAGAUGGAAAAAAAACUGCUACCACCCAGCAUUCAUCCAUCCCAGGCAUCUCUUUCCAUGUUGUUUCCCAUGAAAGAAUGUAAACCUUUGGAAAAAUAAAGCAUCAAUAAAUCCCUGUUGUCACUUUGAGGCUAUAAAGUCUUUUUUAACCCCUCUAAACCUAUUCAAACCUACUUAAACAAGCACUUAAUUUAUUUCUGUAUGUUGUACUUCACAAAAUAAAGUUUUAUUUGAAAAAAUA